Cinara cedri is the source of this 3318-nucleotide messenger RNA. The record is from the annotation of a GenBank genome assembly. NCBI's taxonomy places the organism in Eukaryota, Metazoa, Arthropoda, Insecta, Hemiptera, Aphididae.
UCUUAGAUCUUAACUAUGGAAAAAGAAGAAAGCCAGCCUAAUAAAAUUGGUUCACUCGAAGAAGAAGCAAAAAAACGCAAAGAACGACUAUUAAAUUUAAAAAAAUCUUUAGAAGACAAAAAUGAAACACAAAACAAUGAAAACGACUCAGAGAAACCAUUACCAAAGUAUGUGCAAUAAAUUCAACUUAAAUAAGAUAAUUAACACUAAAGAUUUAUUUUAAUAUUAUUUUUAGGCCCAGAUUUAAAAGUUAUAUUCCAGAAGAUGAAGGACUAAAAGCAGAACUUAUUCCUACACCUCAACCAGGUGAUAUUAUAGCUGAAGUAGAGGACCAAUUAAAAGCUGGAGAAACCGUCUUUACUGUUCAAGAAUUGGUAAAUUUAUGUAUUGUUUUAAAUUUAGUUUUAAAAAUAUCCGAUUUAGUGAUUUUAAUGGGUUUAAUAAAUAAUAUCAAUAAUUAAUUAUCUUUCAUAAUUUAACAAAAUAUUUUAGAUUGCUAAUUUUUUAUCAUUCAUUAAAAACUUAAUUUAUUUUUUAUUAUUUUUAUUUAUAAGUUACCCAAAUUUUGCCUAUUACAUUAUACCUAUUUUGAUCUUGUAAACUAUUUUUUAAAUUGAAAAAAUAAAGUCUUGUUCUAAAUAAUCUAAAUUAAUACAUAAACUUAAAAAAUAAUAAUGAAUUACAUCAAAUAAAAAAAUUUGUAUAAGCUUAUAUUUCAUAUAUAAUGUUUACUCAUGCCUGCCGAUAAAGUACAAGAAAGCCAUAUGUUGCUUUAAGGCGAAAAAUAUUUUACUGCAGACUUAUGUAUACUUUUAUUGGAAAUCUAUUGAUUUAUAUUUAUAUUUAAAAUAUUAUAUUUUACAUUUAUUUGAUUUAUUACUUUGGAUUUCUAAUCAUUAAAUAAUGUUCAACCAAAAAAACCUUAAUAAUAAUUUGGAAUUCAGUGAAUUCUGCUUAUUGUGGCCACCAGUUAAUGCGGGUAGCCGCAUAAUGUAGACAUGUCUAUAACAUGGUCUGGUCCCAAUUCUAAUGUAUAACAAGACAUAUUUCGGUUAAAAUGGACAAAUGUAACUGGUUCUAAUGUGCCCACAUUAAGCGGAAUCCACUGUAUGAUACAGUUAUUGAGAACUAAUUUAUAUAUAUAUUGGGUAUUUGGAUUCUACGGUACAUUCAUAUUUUUAAAUUUUUAAAUUUGAUUUUUAGAAUAUUAACCCAUUUAAUUUCACCUAUAUAUUCAUUAUUAUUUUUCAAAUAGGUAAAUAUAUUCAUUACAAAUUUAAAACACUUCAAUUUUAAAUUUAUUGUUUUAAAAAUAUAUAGAUUAGUUUUAAAUAAAAAUAAAACAUUUUACACUUCUAUUGUAUAGGCUUGUAGAGUUGUACAUAAUAAUUACAAUUUAUUAGCUUAUUAUAAAAACUUGAAAUAAAUUGUGUAUAAACAUAUUUAUUUUUUAAUAAAUAAGUUAUAUUAUUAGUAUAACAUUUAUAUUUUAUAAUUUUUAAAAUUGUAAUAAAAAAAAAAUCUUAUUACGAAUUUAACAUAAAAAGUUUAUGUAUUAUAAUUUAAUUUUAUUCACUGUAAAAUUAAUUUAAACUCUUAGUAAUUUGUAAUUAUAUAUAUUUUAUUAUUGUUUUAGGAUUUGAAUACAUUGGCACCUAGAAAACCAGAUUGGGAUCUAAAAAGAGACAUAGAAAAAAGAAUGGCUAAACUUGAGAGACGUACACAACGAGCAAUUGCUGAACUUAUACGUGAGCGUUUAAGAGGAGAACAAAAUAUAGACUUAGCAGUAGCUGUUAAUGAAGGAGCCAGAGUAAAUGCUCAAAUUGAUAAUGAAGAGUAAUAUCAUAAUUUUUUUUAAUUUAUACUACAUAGUUUUAAGUUUAAGUCCUACUAUUUGUUUUAUAUGUAAAUAUAAUAUAUAUAAUUUAAACUGAUUUAAAUUGUUAAAUUCAUAUAAAUACUUUAAGUGGUAACUUAAUUGUGUUUUCCCUUACCCGGAGUACACUUUACUCAGUGUAAUGACAAAUUAGGUUUGAAUAAUGAUUGAUUAUAAUCAAUUUUUGUUUCAUAAAAAAAUUAGAUCUAUUAAAAAAAAAAAAAACAUGUUAUCUAAAAGUAAGUGUAUGUUCCAAAUGAUGAAUAAUGAGAAACAUAAAUUAUAAUCAAAUUAAAACCAAACAAAUUAUCAAAUGAUACAAAACAGACUUAACAGUAGCUGUUUAUGGUUUUGCCUUUAUAGUUAUUGCUCAAAUUGAUAAUGAAGAGUCUUAGUUUUAACAUAUAAUUUUAAGUUAAGUUAUAAUGUUUGUUUCUAUACAAGUACUACGUAUAUAAUCUAAACUAAUUUAAUUAUGUUACCCUAACUAAGUUGUAAUGAUAAAAUGAGUUUAAAUAUACAGUGAAAACUUUAUAUAACGAACAGUUAUGAGACCAUGAAAAGUGUCAAUUUUAGACAGGUGUGGGAGGUGGCAUUGCAAAGAAAAUACAAAAUGAUAUACUUCGCACUAUUGGUGGACCACUGUGUUAUAGGUGAGAGGUUUGGGAAGUAGAGGGUAAAUUUAAUAUAUGUAUAUAUAUAUAUCUGUAUGCAACAGUGAAUCAUUAUUCAUUACUAAGGAAAAAUGAUCCUGAGUGAAAUUUAGUUAUACAUGUUUUAAAAGGUUAGAUCAAAAUUUAUGAUAGAAAAGUUGUUCAAAAAAUAAUAAUAAUAAACAUUGUAAGCCAUUACAUUUCUUGCUUCUCUCAGAAUCUAAAAUUAAAACGAACAGAGAAAAAUAUAAUGGCAAAGCGAUACAGAAUAAGCACUGAAUAGUCUAUACAUAGUAAUGAUUGAACAUGACAUUGUAAUCUGUCAUAAUCAGUAUUUGAAAUAGACUAGCCACUCUGUUGCAUGGUAUAUGUGUACACAUUUGCAAUAUAUUUGAUUUUGAUCUAAAAUAGUUGUCUGUUAUUAAAGAAUUGGGAAGGAUAUUACUGUCUGUGUCUAUAAUAGAGUCUGUUAUAAACAGGUCAAAAUAUAUUGAAAAUGUCUAUCUUUUUGCAGGACCUUAUUUUUUUUAUAAAAGAUCACUGCCUUUAUAAUGAUAAAUUUAUGUAAAAUUGUUUAAAAUUGGUUAUUUAAAGUAUUAUAAGCCCCAUAAUUUCAUUCUGACAUUCAUUCUCUUUAAAUAGUACAUAUACAUUAUUCCUAAAAUUAUUGUAGUUAUAAUGUAUAAUAUCUUCAUUAUUUCUUAUUAUUAUAAUUAAAUUUUAUUAUUCUUUAUAUUUUUUAGAUUCUGAGCGAAGUGAGGAAUAUGUGAAUUUUCUUCUUGUCCCCAC